Molecule: messenger RNA, 1810 nt
Organism: Microbotryum saponariae
Lineage: Eukaryota; Fungi; Basidiomycota; Microbotryomycetes; Microbotryales; Microbotryaceae
Source: the annotation of a GenBank genome assembly
AUGGCAGCCCCCAACCCUUCGUCCAACUCGUUGACCUCGACCUCGACCGCGGCGGUCUCGCUGCCACCGCGGACCAAAGCUGCAAACGCCUCGGCGAGCGCCAACUCGGGUUCAGCCGCGCCUACGUCGGCCGCACCGGUGUGGAGUCUCCAGGCCGGUCCUGAAACCAGUCUCAACGGCAGUGCCAAUGCCGACGUGCCUCUCGGUCAGUCUGCUGUGCUGCUGUGCUGCUGUGCUGCUGUGCUCCGUUCGCCAGCAGGCGUGGUGCGAGGCAAGGCACCUAGGCAUCUCGAGCUCGAUCUCUCUCCUGUCUCGCCGCCGACGAAUCAGCAGCGAGCUAAUCAUGUCGGGUCCGGUUUCCGGGUCACUCGGGGCACGCCCACAGCGUCAAAGUGCGACCAGCACAACAGGGAACGUACCAUCUGCUGCCGAGAACUCAAGGGUGAGCACCCAAUCUUGUGCAUCGACAUCGACUUCCCACGCGGCUGACUCUUUCACCGUCGUCGUUCCCUCGUGACCGGCUCCCUUCGCAACGGGCACCUGUCCUACUCGGCCGCCGCUGAGCGCUCCAGGCGAUGAUGAGCGCUCCUUGAUCGAUCCUGACGUCGUGCGCGACAUCAUGUGAGUGUGCUACCUGUGCUGGCUGUACACGGGCCACUUGCGCGAAAAGCGCUCAAAUGUCGCGGCAGGCAUGACCCGCUGCUGACCACCGCCUGCUACCCUCCUUACUGCCGUCCAGUAUUGGUCUUGCCGAUGGUAUGUGGUCUUUAGCUGUCGUACGAAUCGAAGGGAGGAUCGGGUACGACCCCAGGGUGCAGCGGUCCUCCCCUUGGUGGAGCAUCUCGGACCAGGUCACCGCUGUCGAUCUUGCUGCCGUUCACUUGUCGCCGAGACUUUCGCCGACGAUCAUCCGGGCGUUCACUUGGCUGACUCACAUACACUCUGUCCAGGUCUCACUGUUCCCUUCGGUCUCUGCGCCGGUCUGUCGUCGCUCGGAUCGUCGCGACUUGUCUACAUUGCUGGUAUCGCCGAGCUCGUCUCGGGUAGUUUGUCGAUGGGCGUCGGCGGUUACCUCUCCGCCCAGGCCGAACGAGAUCAUUACCGGUACCUCAAGAAGAACACCCGUGUCAGUUCAGGUGACUGGACGUACAAAAGAAGCGUAGACCGGAAGCUGAAUUCUUCGUUUUUCGAAUUGCAGGACCGCGUCAAGCGUUCGUGCGCCGGCGAAAUGGAACGAGAAGUCUCGGCCAUCCUAUCCCCGCUCGGCAUCGACGACUCCAUCUCACGCCGCGUUGCGGGAUCCCUCUUGAAAGUCGAAGCCACCCUCCCCGCACCCCAAGCCCCGCCUUCGAUCAUGUCGCAAUGCCUCAAAGCGAUCGCCCGGAAACCUCGCUUCUCCUCCUCUCGCGACGAAGAACGACAAGCUUUGCUCGCCCAAUCGAACGACGAGGACGAGGACGAAAAGGGUCUUACAGCUUUCCUGCUCAAAUUUGGCGAAGGACUCGAGGAAACGACCGACUUGCGACUCUUCAUGUCGGCUCUCACAAUUGGCUUCUCCUACUUCCUCGGAGGUCUGAUCCCUCUUCUACCUUACUUCUUUGUCGAAACGGCGCAACAGGGUUUGUUUAUCUCCGUCAUUAUCACCGGGAUUGUACUGAUCUUGUUCGGUGGUUUCAAGACGUAUUAUACGGGAGCGGCGAUUGGUGCUUCGGGGUACGCUUGGGGUGCGUUGAGCACGUUAGCUGUUGGUGGUGCGGCAGCAGCAGCAAGUUUCGCGAUCGUCAAGGCCUUACCGGAGGAGAACCGCUAA